AUGACCCGUGUGCCCUUAGAUCUGUCAGAAUGCCAAUUGAUGCAGGUACCAGAUGCCGUCUAUCACCUAAUGCGACACACGGAACUCAAGAGCUGCGACCUUUCCGGCAAUGUCAUCACCAAGAUACCCCCGAAAUUCGCCGUCAAGUUCUCUCUUAUCACCGAGUUGAACCUCAGCCACAACCAGAUGAGCAAACUGCCCGAGGAGCUGUCCGAACUCCAGGCCCUCGAGAGACUCGACAUAUCACACAAUGCCUUUAUCGAUCUACCCACUGUCACCUGUCGGAUACCUCAGCUCAAACGUUUACUCGCCAACAACAACUCCAUCAUAGGUAUGCAAUGUUCAAAUCUCUACUUGUAA
This is a messenger RNA of Copidosoma floridanum, 360 nucleotides long. Its product is annotated as leucine-rich repeat-containing protein 40. Lineage: Eukaryota; Metazoa; Arthropoda; Insecta; Hymenoptera; Encyrtidae. The record is from RefSeq and is a predicted model, not a curated record.